UUUUUUUUUUUUUUUUUUGGAAUCAUUACAUAAAAACAUUUUGCAACUGCUAAAGCUUUCCAUUAUUUAUGUUGCACUAUGACACUCGUUAGUUCCUCCAUGAAAGGCUUUUUCAUGAACGCAUAAUUUUUGGUUGAAUCUUCUCUUAGGAUGCAAUUUUUUAAGAAUUGAAGUUGCUAAUAACAGGUUUCAUCUUUCGUGUUCAGUGCUUAGAGAAACAAUCUAAGGACGUGACAAUGAAUUCUCAUCUAGAAGAAAAAAUCAAUAACUGGAGAAGUAAUCAGUUAUUGCUAAAGGAGAGAAUAGUAUUCACUUCGAAAUUCAAGGAUGUUGAUUCUAUAAGAUACAUAGCCGGGUUGGAUAUAUCUUUCGACAAGACAAGCCCGAAGGCUGUUUCGGCUAUUGUCAUUUACGAUCUUCAAAAUGCUCAGGUUAUAUACAAAGAUUACUUAGUUAUUGAUAACCUCAGAGAAGAUUAUGUCCCUGGCUUUCUGUCGUUUCGUGAGAUUGAAUAUUAUUUACCUUUACUAAAAAGGAUUCCCCCUAGUUAUUGCUUUGACCUCAUAAUGGUUGAUGGAAACGGUAUUUUGCACCCAAUACAAUUCGGCUUGGCAUGUCAUUUAGGUGUUUUAACCAACUCACCUACUAUGGGUGUAGCGAAAAAUUAUUUCCAUUGUUUUGGACUAAAUGAAUCUUUAGACGACCAUAGACAACAUCUUUCAAACUACAUCUCGACUAACACCAGCAAACCCCCUUUAUUCUUGUAUUCUAUCGGUGAACCAUCCAUUGUCCUAGGAGCUGCAGUUUGGACAAGAAAGGAAUCCAAACGACCUAUAUAUGUAAGCAUAGGAAAUCAGAUAAGUUUGGAUAUCGCAAUUCAAUUGGUGUUUCGAACCAGCGGCGUCGUCAGCAAAAUUCCAGAACCGAUCCGGCAAGCUGAUAUAUUUGCAAAAUUUGUGAUUCAUGAGCAAGCUUGUAGCAAAAAGGAGUAAACGUUCAUACACACUAUAAUGGCGUACUAUUGUUAGUCUAUGUUGCAAUAAUGAAAUGAUUUGAACUAUAUAAAAGGU
This is a messenger RNA of Schizosaccharomyces cryophilus OY26, 1070 nucleotides long. Its product is annotated as DNA repair endonuclease. Gene Ontology annotation, biological process: DNA repair. Gene Ontology annotation, cellular component: cytoplasm; nucleolus. The transcript is spliced from 2 exons. Gene Ontology annotation, molecular function: single-stranded RNA binding; RNA endonuclease activity producing 5'-phosphomonoesters, hydrolytic mechanism. Lineage: Eukaryota; Fungi; Ascomycota; Schizosaccharomycetes; Schizosaccharomycetales; Schizosaccharomycetaceae. Bases 237 to 992 code for a protein of 251 amino acids. The record is from RefSeq and is a predicted model, not a curated record.